This is a messenger RNA of Strongylus vulgaris, 324 nucleotides long. Lineage: Eukaryota; Metazoa; Nematoda; Chromadorea; Rhabditida; Strongylidae. The record is from the annotation of a GenBank genome assembly.
AUGAGUGCCUGCUUGAACUCAUUCGAUACUUUUGGCUUCGAGUGCGAAUCUGUCAUGUUCUAUCCAGUAGAUCAGGAAUGUAUCCUCAACACCGAGGAUCGUCUAGACAGGCCAGAUCUCUUCGCCGAUGAAGUUGAAGAUACUGUGAUCUACAUGGACAACAACUGUGCUGGAUCUCAAUGCUAUGCUCCCUACAUCACCCAGUACAUCGCUGUCGAGGGUAAACAACUCGAAAAUGAACUUGAUCGCAUCAUCAACGUCGAUAUUGACUCCUGCCAAAGCCUUUGCACUCAAAGAUUAUCAUUAACGGUAAUUGCUUGUUAA